AUGCAGACUUAUCUUUCGCUCGGAAGAUGUGCUGCCUUUAUUGCAGCAUCCGUGCUUGCAGCUGAAGCUGCCAAAGCCACAUCGCUGUCAGGCCGGGCCUCCUUGUUACGCAGCCUCACUAGUGGGGACAAGCUGCCCGUGAGCCUGGAGAACAUCGAAACCGCGCUUCUUGCCCUUGAGAAGCAGCGAGGAACGCCAGGAUUGACAAAUACAGUCACAGAGAUUCACAAGAUGGUAACGCACAUGGAGAUGAUGGUACAGCAACAGGCAAGGUUGACUCAAGAAACCCUUGAUCAGGCUUGGUCUGAUUUCACGUCUUGCCAAGGGCUCUAUGAGGCUGCUUCACACGACCUGCAAUCUGUGGACAGCUUAGCGAAGGAUCAUGCCAAGUGCCGCCUCGAAGAGUCCAGUUUGAAGAUUGAGCUGGAGGCUUGCGAGAGUGAGUUGACGGCACGAACGUCAAGUGAAGUCCAGCGCAAGAACGAGUUUGAUGCCUUGAACAAAUUUCCAGCCAGUGGAUUCUGCAACCACCGAUCGAACUCCCACGAGUAUGCCACCGUCCGAGGUUACAUCAAACAUUUUCGCGAUCACUUUGCGUCACAGCUAAACUCGUGGGAAAGUGCCUUCAACGCUUCAAACACUGCCGCGCAAAUGAAGCUUGAGAAGGCUCGUGAAUGUUAUGGUGGAGACCAGAAGCGUGAUGGAAUGGGUGGCAAAGAUGCUGCUUACAACGCCAAACGGCUUGACUGUCAGAAGCUCCAGGUCAGGCUUGAGGAUGCGGCAUGUGAUCGAAUAGCCCAUCGAACGGAUUGUGUUGCGUAUGUCAUGUGCUAUCAGUCCAAUUUCAAGGCCUUCUUCGAUGAAGGCAAGGCAAAGGAAACGGCCCUCUUGCAGUCGCAGAAACAGCACACCGAGUACCGUGGCCUUGGAAGAAUCAAAUGUGUACUCGAUGCCUAUUCCAAGUACGCAGAUGGGGACUCGCUGACGCAGUCAAUCGCAGAUUGCCAAAAGGGAGAUGCCGACCAGACCUUCGUCCAGAUUGAGCUUCCAGACAAGAAGCCCGGGGCUAUGCCCGCGAACAAUACAGGCUGCCUAAGCCAGAAUUCUGCUGAGAAGCCAGGCACCCAAGCCUUUACACAGGAGAUGUACAAGAAGCUCAUCUCCCCAGAUGAUGCUGUGCAUUGGGACAACGUCAAACAAGAUGUCUUGACCUGCCGAGGAAGAUGCUGUGCAUCACCUGCUGAAGCAACCGUUUAG
Molecule: messenger RNA, 1257 nt
Organism: Symbiodinium natans
Lineage: Eukaryota; Dinophyceae; Suessiales; Symbiodiniaceae
Source: the annotation of a GenBank genome assembly